Raphanus sativus (radish) is the source of this 5996-nucleotide messenger RNA. RefSeq names its product protein REDUCED CHLOROPLAST COVERAGE 2. The transcript has 22 exons. The record is from RefSeq and is a predicted model, not a curated record. Gene Ontology annotation, cellular component: cytoplasm. Gene Ontology annotation, biological process: organelle organization. Gene Ontology annotation, molecular function: protein binding. The coding region runs from base 326 to 5677 and encodes 1783 amino acids. Lineage: Eukaryota; Viridiplantae; Streptophyta; Magnoliopsida; Brassicales; Brassicaceae.
AAACGAGAGGCUAGAAAUGUACUUAGCCUCAAAACACUCUUAAGGAGGAAUAUACAAGAGCUCGCUCGCACCACCUUAUCCUAUCCUCUCUUUCCCUCUCUAAAUCUCUCCAUCUUUAUUUUCUCGAUCAGUAUUUGGCUCCCCUCCUCGUUGUCACUAGCACCACAAAGUCUCUUUUGUGCACACACACUCACCUCCUAUUCUCUCUCCUAUCUUCUUCUAUCAUUCAUCUCUACUUAUUCACACACACUUAAUUCCUCUGGGAAGUAUAUGUAAUUCAUUCCGGGUUUUGUAACUUCAAUUAUAAGUUUUAUGUCCAUUGGUAAUGGCUCCUAAAGCUGGGAAAACAAAGCCACACAAGAGUAAAGGAGAUAAGAAGAAGAAGGAAGAGAAAGUUCUGCCCAUUGUCAUUGAGAUAAGUGUUGAAACACCAGACGAAUCCCAAGUGACUCUCAAGGGAAUCUCUACGGACAGAAUCUUAGAUGUGAGGAAGCUCUUAGCAGUCCAUGUUCAGACAUGCCACUUAACCAACUUUUCUCUCACCCACCAGGUGCGUGGUACUAGACUCAAGGAUUCCGUUGACAUCGUAUCGCUCAAACCCUGCCACCUCACCAUCGUCGAAGAGGAUUACACGGAGGAGCAAGCCACCGCGCACAUACGGCGGCUCCUCGACAUCGUCGCUUGCACCACCGCCUUCGGUCCGUCGAAACCGCCGGUAUCCCGCGCAUCUCCCAAGGAAUCAGGUUCGAACGAUGAUGCCGGCGAUUCGGGUUCCAAUCUCAGCCCUAAAUCGGAGAAGAAACUCGUCGUCGUCGGCGGCGGCGGCGGAUGUGAGGCUUCUCAGGCGGCGGAAGGCGGGGAGAAGGGAGAAAUCAACAUGUCUCCACCGAUUCGUCUCGGUCAAUUCUACGAGUUCAUCUCCUUCUCCCACCUCACUCCACCCAUCCAAUAUAUCAGAAGGUCUGUUCGUCCAUCGAUAGAAGAUAAAGGAGAAGAUGAUCUCUUCCAAGUCGAUGUUAAAGUUUCAAGUGGGAAGCCUAUCACUGUUGUUGCAUCAAGAGGAGGUUUUUUCCCAGCUGGGAAACAGCAGCUUCUGUGUAAUUCUUUGGUUGAGCUGCUGCAACAGAUAAGCAGGCCAUUUGAUGCGGCUUAUGACGCUCUUAUGAAAGCUUUCAUUGAGCAUAAUAAAUUUGCCAACCUUCCUUAUGGUUUCCGGGCAAACACUUGGGUAGUUCCUCCGGUUGUUGCGGAUAGCCCUUCUACUUUUCCGUCGCUUCCAGUGGAGGAUGGGACGUGGGGAGGAGACGGUGGGGGAGCAGGCCGGUCUGGUGGUAAGCAUGAGGGAAGAAAGUGGGCUGUGGAUUUUGCGGUUUUGGCAGCAAUGCCUUGUAAAACAUCUGAAGAGAGACAGGUUCGAGAUAGGAAGGCCUUUCUACUCCACAGCCUAUUCGUCGACGUUUCAGUUUCCAGAGCAGUGGAAAUGAUAAAGAAUGUAGUGGAGAGUAAUCAACGCUCAUUGAAGGAUCCUGCUGCGUUGGCUUUCCAUGAAGAAAGAGUAGGUGAUUUGAUCAUAAGGGUGGCUAGAGAUGAUCCUGAUGGGAGUGCCAAGCUUGACCGAAAGAGUGAUGGGACUCGUGUUCUAGAGAUCUCUCAGGAAGAACUUGCGCAGAGGAAUUUACUUAAAGGGAUCACUGCUGAUGAGAGUGCAACGGUUCAUGAUACGUCUACCUUGGGUGUGGUAGUUGUCAGACAUUGUGGUUUCACAGCCAUUGUAAAGGUUUCUGCUGAAUACCCCAUGGAAGGGGGCCAAAUCCCACAUGAUAUCGACAUCGAAGACCAAUCAGAUGGAGGUGCAAAUGCACUGAAUGUAAAUAGCCUGAGAACUCUAUUGCACAAGUCGUCAACGCCCUCCAACGUAGCGCAGAAAUCACCAAAUGCAGACUCGGAACAAAUACAUGUGGCUAAGUCCCUUGUGAGGAAAGUAUUUGAGGAUAGUCUGCAGAAAUUGGAGACUGAACCCUCAAGAAUUACCAAGCCUAUAAGGUGGGAAUUAGGAGCUUGUUGGGUGCAGCAUCUGCAAAAUGAAGCUUCUAGUAAAAGUGAGUCUAAGAAUACUGAAGAUGCUAAGCCUGAACCAGCUGUUAAGGGUCUUGGAAAGCAAGGUGCACUGCUAAAGGAGAUAAAAAGGAAGAUUGAUGUGAAAGCUAACAAGACUGAACAGGGAAAGGAUGCCCUGGCUAGCACGGUUGACAAUGACAAUAAAUCAGAAGCUGAUGAUCAGAAGGAACUCGAGAAACAAAAUCAGGAAAUGGAAAAGAUGUGGAAAGAACUGGUGACAGAAGCUGCAUAUCAGCGUCUUAAAGAAUCAGAAACUGGUUUUCAUCUCAAGUCACCCAGAGAGCUGAUUGAAAUGGCCCGUAAAUACUACACUGACACCGCUCUUCCAAAACUGGUUGCAGACUUUGGAUCUCUUGAACUCUCACCCGUCGAUGGGAGAACUUUGACAGACUUUAUGCACACCAGAGGCUUACAAAUGCAGUCCUUGGGGAGAGUGGUUGAGCUGGCUGAAAAGCUCCCUCAUGUGCAAUCUCUUUGUAUUCAUGAAAUGAUUAUUCGGGCAUACAAGCAUAUACUGCAGGCUGUUAUAGCAGCUGUUGAAAACACUGCUGAUGUGGCCAUCUCAAUAGCAACAUGCUUAAAUGUUCUAUUGGGAACACCGUCUGACACUGAAAGUGAAAAUGAUGAGAAAAUAAAAUGGACUUGGGUUGAAACGUUCAUUUCCAAGAGGUUUGGAUGGGACUGGAAGCAUGAAGGCUGCCAGGAACUGAGGAAAUUUUCCAUCCUCAGAGGACUGUCACACAAGGUUGGACUGGAGCUUGUUCCUAAGGACUAUGAGAUGGACACGUCAAGUCCAUUUAAGAAGUUGGAUAUCAUCAGUAUGGUUCCUGUAUAUAAGGUGCAUAGCUAUCUUACUCUCGUAAUAGGCCAUAAAAAGGUAAUAUUUAAGUGGCUAAAAAGUACUGCUUUGUCUGUGCAGCAUGUAGCAUGUUCAUCCGCCGAUGGACGCACUUUGUUGGAAUCAUCCAAAACAUCCUUAGAUAAAGGCAAACUUGAGGAUGCUGUCAAUUAUGGUACCAAGGCAUUGGCGAAGCUUGUAGCAGUUUGUGGCCCAUAUCAUAGAAUGACCGCUGGAGCAUAUAGUCUUCUUGCUGUUGUGCUGUAUCAUACUGGGGACUUUAACCAGGCUACCAUUUAUCAGCAGAAAGCACUCGACAUAAAUGAAAGGGAACUUGGACUUGAUCACCCAGACACAAUGAAAAGCUACGGCGACCUGGCCGUCUUCUAUUAUCGUCUUCAGCACACAGAGUUAGCUUUGAAGUAUGUUAACCGUGCAUUGUACCUUCUACAUCUAACAUGUGGACCAUCACAUCCAAAUACUGCUGCCACUUAUAUUAAUGUAGCGAUGAUGGAAGAAGGUUUGGGGAAUGUCCAUGUGGCUUUAAGAUACCUUCAUGAAGCGUUGAAAUGUAACCAGCGACUACUUGGAGCUGAUCAUAUCCAGACUGCUGCAAGCUACCAUGCCAUUGCUAUUGCUCUUUCUCUGAUGGAAGCAUACUCCUUGAGCGUCCAACAUGAGCAGACUACUCUACAGAUUCUACAAGCAAAAUUAGGCCUUGAAGAUCUCCGGACACAGGAUGCGGCUGCGUGGCUUGAGUAUUUUGAGUCUAAAGCUCUAGAACAGCAAGAAGCUGCACGAAAUGGUACUCCCAAGCCAGACGCCUCUAUUUCCAGCAAAGGCCAUCUCAGUGUAUCAGACCUGCUGGAUUAUAUAACCCCGGAUACGGAUCUCAAAGCAAGGGAUGCCCAAAGGAAAGCUCGCCUGAAGGUCAAGGGAAGACCAGGACAAAGUCCAGGACCUGUGUCAGAAGAAAAUCAGAAAGAUGAUGAAAGUCUGACUCCGACUCCUAUAACUGGGGAGAGUUCAAGUGAUAAAGAGAAUACAUCCGAAGCAAAACCUGAAGAAACAAAGGUUGAGAAACGUGAUAUGGAACCUCAAGAUCUGGUGACGCUGGUUAAUGUAGAGGCCACGGCUCAAGAGGACGACUCCUCUGACGAAGGAUGGCAAGAAGCUGUCCCGAAAAAUCGUUAUCCUUCUGGGCGUAGAACCCGUCCCAGCCUGGCAAAGCUGAACACAAACUUCACGAACGUGAACCAGCAGACAUCAAAAAGCAGAGGAAAACCCACCAAUUUCGCGUCCCCAAGGACUAGUCCAAAUGAGAUUUCGAUAUCUGCUGCUGGUUCUACUUCCCAGCACGCCAAGAAGGCUUUGAAGAGCCCGAGUUUGAAUAAAAAGCAACACAGUACCAAUAUAGUGGGAGAAAAGAAGCCAGUUAGCAAUAAAUCCGCCACCGAACAGAUCAACAAGGCAACUCCUAUGGUGAGUCCGGUGACUGUCAAAGCUGGGAAACUGUUUUCCUAUAAGGAGGUUGCACUGGCACCCCCCGGAACUAUUGUGAAAAUAGUUGCGGAGCAGUUGACAGAAGAAACAACUGCCCCAGAGACAUUGGACGCGGCAAAAGUUGCAGUAGAUGGUCCUGAGAAAGUUAAGGCUGAGGAGGUUGAGAGUGAGAGUAAGCAUGAGGCUACAGAAACGGAAACGAAAAAUGCUGAUGGUAAUGAACAAGGAGUUGCUGUUGGUGGAUCAAAGUUGAUGAGUGCACAAGAGGAUAUCAAGGCUGAAAAGGCAGGAGAAGAAGGGUCUCCAACAAAGACAGCGGUUUCAGACGCAAGUCAAGGAAUGUCUGAAAGUGUACAAACAGCAAAAGAUUCAAAUGGAAGUGGACCAGUAAUAGGAGUGAAGCAACAUAUGGAUGUGUCUGAUGCUGAAGCCAGAGCAGUAGAUGGUGAAACUGAAGAUCUGCCUAAUGCAGACUCAAGUCCAAAGUCACCAGGAGAAAAGCAAGAGGCAUGCGAGGCACAAAAAGAGAUGAGCAAGAAGCUCUCUGCUUCUGCUCCACCCUAUACCCCAACGACCAUUCCAAUUUUUGGGUCGAUUACUGUUCCAGUGUUCAACGACCAUGUGGGUAUCCUCCCCUCCCCACCGAAUAUUCCACCAAUGCUUCCUGUAAACCAUCUCCGCAGGUCAGCUCCUCAUCAGUCUGUAACAGCUCGAGUUCCCUACGGGCCUAGGCUUUCAGGUGGUGGCUACAACCGAUCUGGAAACAGGGUCCCUCGUAACAAACCAAGCUUCUCCAUUAGCCCUGAGUCCAAUGGCGAGGCUAAUCAGUUCAUUGGGCCAAGAAUAAUGAACCCUCAUGCGGCUGAGUUCAUACCGAGUCAACCAUGGGUUUCUAACGGAUAUCCAGUGUCACCAAACGGCUAUCUUGUAUCACCAAAUGGGACGGAAAUAACACAGAAUGGGUACCCGUUGUCGCCAGUAGCAGGUGCAUAUCCGUGUAACAUACCCGCACAGCCUCAGAACGGACAUAUUACACCUGCACCACUGGCUUUAGAAGAGUUACCUGGUACCGAAAGCGCCGAGGAGAAGAGUGGAGGCGAAGAAGAGAAGAAAGCUGCAGAGGAUGGAGAAGUCACUGUACAAGAAAGUAAAGAAACGCCUGAAAAUGGACAGUCGGCAGUAGGCGAAGAGAAACCCACAGAAGAAGAGGAUAUCUAACGGGAAUUGAAGUAGUUUUCUGUCAUUGAAGUAUUGACAUGACACCGAGGGCUAAAGGAAUGGAGAUAAACUUGGCUUUAUGGAUGAGGUAGAGGUAAACCAAUCAUAGUUGGGCAUGAGAGUCGAGGAAACCAUUUCUACCUUUGAAUGGUUUGUGUUUCAGCACAGAAUCAAGACUCGUGGCUCCUCUGCUUUAACAAACUUUACUCCUCCUGCAUUCAGUUUUUUUUUUCUUUUUUUCUUUUUGGUUUCCAUAGCUGAGAACUUAAAAAUAUUCAAGACCUUGAGGAGCCUCCUGAAUAAACAUUUCUUCUUUUUG